AACAUUUCGAAAGCUGCGCUACUUCAGAAUGCAAGACUGUGGUUCUGUCUUUGUUGUCCCAGAUGGUGUCAUCAGUUGUCCUUCAAAGUGUUCUCUAGUCAAACUAAACCAUCCAAGAUCAGACAUACCAUGCCUAUUUCUAUGGAAUAGUCAAUCUUCUCAGCUUUUUGAAAUACAGAGCGCAACUGAAAAAUGUCGUUCAUGGCUAGUCGGUGGAUAUAUUAAGACUGGUAUGGAUAUUUAUCUUGAACAUGUGUUUAAAUCAUACAUAUGUAGAUGGUGUGAUGUAUCUUUGCAGUCGGAUCGAUCCACUUUUCUUCUGCAUAUCACUCUGCAAAAAACAGACUAAAUUUGUUUCAUGGCAUUCAUUGCUUAGCGAGGCUGGUGAUAAUUACUCUAUACUUGGCAGUAUUGCCAACCUGGAGAGUCGGUUGGAAGAAAUUUGUGAGAAGAAAUGUGUUGGUAGCCUCUCUGUUUAUCGUUACGACGAAUCUCGAACAUUGAAAUGGCUAUCUAGCAGAGUAUCCGAUGUUUGUCAGGCUGCCCUUCAAUCGACAAAUCCCGUUCUUAAUUCUCAGCUUCGGUUAAUUAUUUCCAGUUCUUCUUCUGAUGGCAGUAAAGGCGGAAGUGAAGAUUCACGAGUUCCAGAAUUUACAUCCAGUUCUGAAGAGGCUCAGUUGUUGUCAGUUAGUCAACUACCUCAACAGUUGUGUUUAGAGCUAGCUUACCAGUUAGUGGCUGAUUAUCUUACUCCGGACUUAUCAAAAAAGCUACGAGAAAAGAUUGGUUUGAAGACUUCAGAAGAUACUCCAUCAGAGAUAAACACUUCUGCAGCAGUAGAUUCUGAGAAUAUAGAUCCUGCCGAUGAGCUGCACCAAAAGUCGCAAAAUUCAAAGAAUUGUCAACCUAAAGAAGACUAUUCAUCUGUUUUAAAGUUGAAAGAAUCGAAGACUAACGAGCCAAUAUCAAAGAAGGCGAAAAUACCAAAGGGUGUACAGUCGAUUACCAGCUUUUUUAGGAAAAAAUAACCCAAUCUGUACAAUUUUUAUAUGGAGCAAAUGUCCUGCCUUUCUGUUAUAAAUGUAUGAUAUGUUACUUACUAUUACUGUUUUUAUGCAUGUGUGUAUAUAUGUGUAUAUGUGGGUGUAUAUUUCUGUAUUUUAUACAUUCUCAGACAAAUAUGAUCUCAUAUUGUGAAUGAAAUUAAACUGGAUAAUUCUAUUUUUUUAUAAAGAGAAAUACAACA
Molecule: messenger RNA, 1246 nt
Organism: Trichobilharzia regenti
Lineage: Eukaryota; Metazoa; Platyhelminthes; Trematoda; Strigeidida; Schistosomatidae
Source: the annotation of a GenBank genome assembly